Molecule: messenger RNA, 5274 nt
Organism: Saccostrea cuccullata (small rock oyster)
Lineage: Eukaryota; Metazoa; Mollusca; Bivalvia; Ostreida; Ostreidae
Exons: 18
Coding region: 109-3492 (1127 amino acids)
Cellular component (GO): nuclear envelope; cytoplasm
Source: RefSeq, a predicted model, not a curated record
AGACAUGGGAAUCGGCAUUGAUUGAUGAUCUGUGUAUUUUUAAGUUCUUAACUCUUUUGCCUAGUGGAUGAGAUUGCAAUAAUUUUUGAGAAAAUCUUUUGAGUUAGAAUGCCUCCAAAACACAAGAAGAAAAAGGAUUCUUUUAAACAGUUGUCAAAGUUGAGUGGGGGUCCAUCACAGGAUAAUCCCUUUAUCACACACCUAGGGGACGGUGACCCUAAUCUACAGCCCCACCCCCAGCACCUUCUUAGAUCCUCCACCCCCGACGAGAAGCAGACCCUCCAGCUGGUAAUCCCGGAACUUGACUAUUCAGGGACAGCGGAGCAUUCACUCAACAACUCAGGCAGCAACAAGGAAUAUAACCACUCAGAAACCAAGGAAGUUGAUACAAAAGAACCAGUUCCUGAGCCCGAACCCCCCGCCACUGUAGAAGAACCACUUAGACCUCAAUCCAGGCAUUCAUUUGUUACCUCAAGGAGUUUCCUCAAGGAAAAGACUUCACCCUCCACAAAACCAUUUAACAAACAAGUGUAUUUUGUGUCUUCAAGUUCUGAACCUCAUUUGCGACCAGAGAGUCGCUGCACAAACGUGACAGACAAACCGAUCGUAACUCCCAUAGUGGAGAAUCCAUAUGCUCGAGUGGACUCGGGCUACUCGAGUCGUUACAGCCACAGGAGCUAUAGUGCAGGUUCUGUACGCAAGGUUACUCCCAGCCCCAACAAAAUGAGCUACGGAAUGACCGAGCAUUACUCAAAUACUCACGUCCAGCAACCGUGCAAUCGCACACAGGAACGCGAGGAGUUACAGCGGAUUAACGACCGCUUCACGGCGUACAUCUCAAAGGUCCGUCAUCUCCGAGAACAGAGUGGACACCAAGUGGACGCCACAUCUUUCAUUAAGUCUACGAAGGUCUUAGAGGAUGAGCUGGCCACCCUGAAGGAUCUAUAUGAACGAGAACUGGACAAUGUUAGGAAACAAUUGGAAGAUGUCACAAAAGAAAGGAACUCGUAUCAAAUGCAGUAUAACAAGAGUAAACAGUUUGCCUUAGAUCUAGAGAGCAGAUUAAUGGUGGAAACAGAGAAAAAUAGGAAACUAAUGGAGGAAGUUAACAUCAGUCAUAAACGAAUCCAGUCGUUAGAAAACGAAGUUUCAGAAACCAGGAGGAGUUCAGGGCGACCGUUCGAUGACAUCAACACUUUGACCAGAGACACUGAAAAAAUGGCAAGGGAGAUUGAGACCCUGAAGCGCAGAUACGAGAAGGAGCAGCUGAUGAGACAGGAAGCGGAAGAGAAGGCGCACCUAAUGUCCCAAAAGAUGGAGUUUGAUAAUCAAGUUCAGGGCCAGCAGAUCAGAGAAAUGAGAGAACGACUGGAGAACGCCAACGCUACCAUACUCAGUCUGGAGACCCGCAUCCGACAGUACGGGAAAUCCGACACAUCCAUGUCGGCCCUGCUCCAGCAGGUCAGGGAAUCUGCAGAGGAGGAAAUGGCCCGAUUCAAGGCCGAGCUGGAGGAAAACUACAACAGAAAUAUAACUGCAUUGAAAACUCAAAUGGAAAAUGAUGCCAAAACAUUUGAUAGACUAAAUACAGAGAAAUCUCAGAUCUUAGGGCAAAUUGUGGAACUUAAAGCUAAGAUUACUUCCCUAGAAGGACAGAUUCAGAACCUGAACCACCAGAAGCAGUCCCUAGAGGAGAUGGUGGCCCAGGAGAGAGGGCGGGCCACAGAACAGGUGGCAGCCAUGUCACAGAAACUUAAGGACGUACAGGACAUGCUGUUUGUAAAGCUAAGGGAGGCAAGCCAGACACACGACUGUCACAUGCCACUCAAGGCAGAGAUCAGUGCCUUGAAAGCUCUUCUGGAGGAGGAGGAAAAAAGGUUGCAAGUACCAUCCGAGGAGGUCACAAACACUAUGUCCUAUAGCUCCCCCACUCAAGGUUAUAGCUCCCCCACUCAAGCUUAUACGUCCACCACUCAAGCAGACACUGCCGCUGUCACCUGUGCAGAAACGAUGACCUAUGCCCCUCCACCUGCUGUGUCCAUGACCGCCUACACCCAGCCGUCUGCCCCUCCCAUGUCCCCCUCCUUCGCACCACUGACCGCCCCAAAUCUGACCAACGAGUACAUUCCUCAGUAUGACCCCGUGACCUCAGAAGAGUUGGACGCAGCCGGUGUGGGGCUGGAGUAUUUUGGGGGAGGGACUCGAUAUACAUACCAGACAACGCCCAGUUACAACAAACUGCAGAUUGAGCCCUCACCCCCCACCACCCCUCGGCCUGUGGGGCCAGUGAUGAGAGCCAAGUCUGCCCCAGCUGGGGCUCAUGUCAGAGGUCAGAACGUCCCUCUUAUUCCCACCAGCAUGGGUCAAGGUCAGGAUUACUUUGACGAGAUGUUCCGUGACCUUGCCCGGGAGACCUUGUACACCGCCCCCUCCCCGCCCCCACAGAAACAGCAGAGGAGUAAAUCAAGCAUGGAGAAGUAUCAGAGUUCAGUGUACCAUGACUACAACACUGCCACAUCCAGUCGUUCCGAGACCCCCGAGUAUCCACAACACUUACUGCCCAAGGACGCUCUUGUAUUUAGUGCUGUUGGGGAUAUCAAAAUUCUAGAAGUCAAUCAAGAAGGGAAAUAUGUGCGAUUAAUGAAUGAGAGCAAACAGGAGGCAGAGUUUGGAGGUUACAUGAUACAACAAAAUGUGGGAGGGCAUCCCGUGGCUGUGUACCGAUUUCCUCCCAGGACGAAGUUCCCCCCAAACUGUACCCUCACGGUGUGGGCGGGAACAAAUGACCCCAUUCUACACCAACCCCCCUCAGAUUAUGUUUGGAAAGAGCAGCAGAAAUGGGGUACAGGACCAGAGUGCACGACCAUUCUGUGUAAACCCAAUGGGCAGGCAAUAGCUUGGACCACAGCUGCACAUAGAUUCACAAAAAAUGCAUUUGAGGAGCCCUCACCCACUGCCCAACCUGUGGUGGCAGAUGAAGCCAUUCCCGAUGAUCAGAAUAUAGACACAGACAGUCUAACAGAGAUGACAGUCAACAUCAAUGAACCAAAACCAGACUCAGUGUACCUCAAAAGGGAGAAACAGCAACCUAACGUGUUAACCCCUCAGAAGCACCCCCAUGGUACCUCCCCGGGGAAAGAAAUCCACCCCCACACAGGUCAGCCCCGCCCCUAUACGUACGGGAAUGACAACAGCAGUGUGAACCGACAGUCCAGAUCACAGACAACACGGCCUGACCCAGUCAAUGGUCAGCCUUAUGCAGGGUCGGCCCAGAAGAUGGGUAGUGCUCCACUGAAACGUUACACCCCCACCAAUAUACGAGGGAAUGGCUGUAUUGUUAACAAAGCAGAUGUAGGUAAAACUUCAAGUCCACCUAACCCUUUCAUGUCACCGCAUGUCAAGUUUCAGACAGGCCUAGAUCAGAUCCGCUCCCAGCACAAUGAGGACUUCAUGCCUCCCAUGCCCCGCCCACCUCUCUUCUCAUCAUGGUAGCUCCGCCUACUUUCUGUUUAGCUCCUCCUACUCUUAAUUUUUGUGUGUCCAAUCUGUGAUGGAUUGAUGAAUGUGUGAAUGUUUUCUGCAAGGGAAGUUGGAUUUGAUACAGCCUGGGAAACAAUGACUUUCAGCAUUAGGGUGGUAUAGUGGAGUCUGGAACUUACUUUUUUCAAACAUUUUGCAAUUUUUAAUUAGAAAUAAAGCAAAUGAAAAACAGCAGGAGGGAUAAAACUGAUGGUUUGAAUUUCUGUCCUUUUUCUUUGUGCCAAUUGAGGUGGGUGGGAUUCAUGCCACAUUUACAUUUAGCUUACAUUUUCUCUAGUAUAUAUGUUGAAGAAAAACACUUUUUUCUUGAGUGUUUGAACACAAGCUAUGCAGAGUUCAUCAAUUUCAAUUUUUUUAAAAUUAUGAAAUACAUAUUAAUAGAUACUGUAGUAUCAUCAAAUUAAAUCAUAGGUGAAUAAUGUUUGACUGAUUUUGUUGUUCUGUGUAUUUUUAAAAGUAUUAUUUCUUUUGUUUUUGUUUUUUUUAUUUGAAUGUUUUUUAGUUUAUAUUAGAAAAUGCCAGGCAUGCAUGGAAAGCAGGGGUAUGUGUUUCAUUGUGACAUUUCUAGCCUGAAUAUUUGCUCAGAUUUCCCCCGAUAAAUUGAUUCAACAGGGUCUGUUUUGCUUGUCUUAAUGCUAACAAAACACAGAAAUUUUGCUCUAUUCCAGUUUAUUGUUAUAUAAAUGCUUUUCAUCCUUUGUUGUUUUUUUAACUACAGUCAAACCUCUUUAUGUCAACCUCCAGGGAAAAUUGAGAUUUCAGAGGAUUUGAGUUGUUUUUUGCUUAUUUAAAGAAAAAUUGGUUGAUACCUUCCAGUAUAAUUUGAAAUAGACAUGAAUUUCAAGUCUCCAAAGUUCACCUGUAUGUUAAUAGUUUAAACAGAGGUAUUUUGAUGUUUUCUUGAACAUAUUUUAAUUGCAAAGUGAUAAUGAAACAAUGAAGACUCCUUGAUAUUAAUUUUAAGGAAAUUAAUUUUAGUUGCAACAAUUUACUUUAUUUGUAACCUUACAUGGAAAUAAAGUUUGUCUGAAAAUGAUGUAUUUAUGCCAUACAUUAAUUGAUGAUCUAAUUACCCAGGACACAGAGCUUGCACUAAUUAUCGCAAACAUGCACAUGGAAAAAUAGGGAGCUGUAUUUAUGUGUCUUGUCUAUUAUGCAUAAUGAUUAUGAAAAUUUAUUUUUAUACAUGUAAAAAUGCUUAGUACUUGUAAUCCAUUUUUCUGUGAUAGAAACUCAAUGCCAUAUAUUUUAUCUGCUGAAAUUUUUGCUGCCUUUCAGGGCUUUGAUGUCAACAGAGUUUAUGACUUAUUAACUAGUUUUGCUAAGAUUUUUUUCCACCUCAGAAUAUGGAACUACAUGUAGCAUGUAUGAUAUUUUUGUUAUUGGGAAUGCAUUGUUUUGUAUUGAACUGUGAUUUAAGAAUUCAUUUUUAAAUGAAUGACCCAAAAAAUCAAAGAGUAAAUUUGACUUUCCAGCCAUGUUCGAGAUAAGGAGAAACCCCAAGUUUGAGAGGCUACCUGAUAGUCGGGUUUUACUGUAUUAUCUUUGGUCUGAAUCAAGCGUUUGUGAUGCUGAAUGUAUCUUAUGUAGUCUGCGCUGUAUCAAAUGUUUUAUUUUGUCUUUUACUGCUUGUUCCAUCCAUGAUUGUUAUCUGUGAUAAUUAUGUUAUAUUUUUAUUAUAUAUUCAAAUUAUAGAAAUGACUAGACCACAUUUAACAAAUUUUUGCUAAUUUU